This is a messenger RNA of Aspergillus ibericus CBS 121593, 978 nucleotides long. Its product is annotated as putative mitochondrial folate carrier protein Flx1. Gene Ontology annotation, biological process: nucleotide transport; folate import into mitochondrion. Lineage: Eukaryota; Fungi; Ascomycota; Eurotiomycetes; Eurotiales; Aspergillaceae. Gene Ontology annotation, molecular function: folic acid transmembrane transporter activity; FAD transmembrane transporter activity. Gene Ontology annotation, cellular component: mitochondrion. Bases 1 to 978 code for a protein of 325 amino acids. The transcript has 3 exons. The record is from RefSeq and is a predicted model, not a curated record.
AUGACUGGCAAGGAUGGCUUGUCUUCGUCCUUUGUGGAGACCGUAGCAGGAUUCACCGCAGGAAUCGCCUCGACGCUCUGUCUGCAUCCGCUGGAUCUGGUCAAGACUCGACUUCAAGUCGACCGGUCAUCCUCUUCGCGAGUUGGCGGUUCAGUUCCAGUAGUCCGCGAGAUCUUUCAGAAUGAGGGCGGCCUCAAAGCCUUCUACCGAGGUCUGGCGCCCAACAUAGUCGGUAAUUCCACUAGUUGGGCGCUGUACUUCUUGUGCUACAGCCACAUCAAGGGCGCAAUGCGCACCUGGCGCUGUUCUCAAGACCAGGCCCUCACGUCGGCCGACUUUUUCCUAGCCUCAGGAUCUGCAGGUCUGCUGACAUCCAUGCUAACCAACCCGAUCUGGGUCAUCAAGACACGCAUGCUGUCAACCGGAUCGCAGAGCCCGGGAGCAUACGCGUCGUUCACGACGGGGGCUAAGGAGAUAUUCCGCUCGGAGGGUAUUUCGGGUUUCUAUCGGGGGCUGAUUCCCGCACUCUUUGGAGUCAGCCAUGGCGCGCUUCAAUUCAUGGCGUACGAGCAAUUGAAGCUGUACCGCUCCCGGAUGUCUUCGGCUGAGACGACGACUACUACUGGGAUCCGACAUGGCGUGGGUGGGAGUCAUGGGUCGUCGGACUCGGGCCCGUCAGGGAUGCGGCAGCUGGGAAACAUGGACCUAUUCGUGAUCUCGAGCUUGUCCAAGCUAUUUGCGGGAUGUGUUACCUACCCGUAUCAGGUGUUGCGGGCUCGUUUGCAAACCUAUAAUGCCCACCUCGUAUAUUCGGGCGUCCGGGAUGCCGUUGCUCAGAUCUGGGCCAGGGAGGGCGUCACGGGUUUCUACAAAGGCCUAGGCCCCAAUUUGCUGCGAGUAUUACCCAGCACGUGGGUCACCUUCCUGGUCUAUGAGAAUACCAGGGCGUACCUACCAGGGCUGAUCGCCGGCGCUUGA